Molecule: messenger RNA, 3168 nt
Organism: Arachis duranensis
Lineage: Eukaryota; Viridiplantae; Streptophyta; Magnoliopsida; Fabales; Fabaceae
Exons: 4
Coding region: 1-2934 (977 amino acids)
Source: RefSeq, a predicted model, not a curated record
AUGGACUUUGAACCCUCUGAGGAGUAUAUAGGCCUGUCAGUCCCUGUGGCUUUCCAGAACCCAGCUCCAGUUACCCUAUUUGGCCUUGCACUGUUCCUGUAUGAAAGUUCAUUUUAUGAAGCAAAGAAAACUAUCUUGAAGCUUGGUAUGAAUUAUGAGAAGAUACAUGCAUGCCCGAACAAUUGCAUGCUGUAUUGGGGUGAAGACAAGGAGAAAGAAAUGUGUAAAGUUUGCAACAGGUCUAGAUGGAAACUAGAUACAAAGGGUGGUGAGAUUCAAGAAUCAAAUGAUGGGAAUAUUAGGAAGAAGGUGCCUGCUAAAGUUCUUCGUUACUUUCCACUAAAACCUCGUUUGCAAAGGUUAUUUUUGUCUUCAAAGACAGCCGAGGCCAUGAGAUGGCAUGAUGUUGCUCCUAAGGAAGAUGGUGUAAUGACGCAUCCUAGAGAUUCAGAAGCUUGGAAGAUGUUUGAUUUAAAAAACACUUCAUUCGCAGAGGAUCCACGAAAUAUACGUUUGGCAUUAGCUACUGAUGGUAUUAAUCCCUAUCGUAGUAUGAAUGCAAAUUCUAGUACCUGGCCAGUUAUUCUCAUUCCUUACAACACUCCUCCUUGGAUUUGUAUGAAGCGGACGUCUUUUAUUCUUUCAAUGAUAAUUCCUGGAAAAAAGAUGCCAGGAAACAAUAUAGAUGUCUACUUACAACCGUUGAUCAAAGAGCUAAAAGAGUUAUGGAAUGAGGGCGUGGAUGCAUAUGAUUCUUUUGAGAAAAAGGCGUUCAAAUUGCAUGCAGCGUUGAUGUGGACUAUAAGUGACUUUCCUGGGUUAGGAAUUCUCUCCGGGUGGAACACGUACACUGGACUUGCUUGUCCAUCUUGUAACUUCGACUCUGUUCCUUUUCAACUUCCUCAUAGUAGAAAAUCAUGUUUCAUAGGACAUCGUCGUUUUCUUAAUCAAAGGCAUCGAUUUAGAUUGAAUAGGGUUCGAUUUAAUGGAGAGCAAGAAUUUUGCAAUCCACCGAAGAGGUUAUCUGGUCUUGAUAUACUUGAGCAAGUCAAGGACAUCAAUGUCACAUUUGGUAGAAAAGAAGAGGCAAAAGUUAGGGGGAAAAGAAGACGUGGUGAGCGUGCUGCAGAAGGUGCUAAGCAGUGGAGGAAGAAAAGCAUUUUUUUUGAACUUCCCUAUUGGAAGUAUAACCUAUUGUGUCACAAUCUUGAUGUGAUGCAUAUAGAAAAAAAUGUAUGUGAUAAUGUGAUAUACACGUUGCUAAAUGACAGCACCAAGUCAAAAGACCACCUCAAUGCUCGAAAAGAUCUUAAAGCUUUAGGCUGUAAACAAGAUCUUUGGCCAGAUGAGAAUGGAAAGUACGCUCCAGCUAUCUUUACACUGACUAAUAAAGGCAAGAAGGCUUUUCUGUCAACUUUAAAAAAUAUUAGUGUGCCAGACGGGUAUUCAAGUAACAUAUCUAGGUGCAUUGAUGUUGACAACCUUAAGAUCAAUGGGAUGCUAAAAAGCCAUGAUAAUCACAUAUUAAUGCAACAAUUGCUACCAUUAGCCAUGCGAACGAGUUUGCCUAGUGAAGUUUCAGCAAUCUUGAUUGAAUUGUGCUCGUUCUUUAGGAAGUUAUGUGAAAAAAGAUUGAUUAUUAAGGAUUUAGACAAGUUGCAAGAUCAAAUUGUGCUCACUCUAUGCCAUAUGGAGAUGUUAUUUCCUCCAUCCUUUUUUAUAGUUAUGAUUCAUUUGGUGGUUCACCUUGUUGAAGAAGUUAAGCUUGGAGGUCCUGUACACUACCGGUGGAUGUAUCCGAUAGAAAAGUACUUGGGACAACUAAAAUCUUAUGUGCGUAAUAAAGCACAACCAGAGGGCUCUAUUGCUGAAGGUUAUCUUAUGCAAGAGAUCCUUACAUUUUGUUCAAGAUACCUGGACAAUAUUGAGACAAUAUGGAAUCGACGUAAGCGUGUUGGUAAUGAGCCUACCCAGAUAGAUCCCAAUUCACGAAUAUCUAAGCUGUUUCCUCAAGUUGGAGAAUCAAAUACUGGUUUCACAUAUUUUACUUUAUCACCAAUUGAGAAGAGGCAGGCUCAUAGGCAUGUUUUCACAAAUUGUCGUUCAGUUGAUAACUAUCUUAGGGAUUAUAGAGAUAUUGUGAAGAAAAGAUUAAGAAGCCGAACAAGGGAUACUACUGAGAUAGACAAAAAGGUUCAUAGAGAAUUUGUUGAUUGGUUCUCUAAUCAUAUUUGUACUAAUCUCAACAAACUUCCUGAUGUGGAUAAAGACAUUCUUAUCAGCCUUUCUCAAGGACCAUAUGACCAAGCAAGAAAGUUCUCUUCAUAUGAUGUUAACGGAUAUAGAUUUCAAACUUUAGCAAGGGAUAAUGGAUUAAAAACUCAGAAUAGCGGAGUUUUUGGUACAUUUGGAACAAGAAGUUACUCAAGUAGUAAAGAUACCCGAAUGAACUUUGGUGCGGUGCCUUAUUAUGGAAAGUUGGUAGACAUCAUUGAGCUUUUCUACAAUGGUUUUACAGUUCUCUUGUUUAAAUGUCAAUGGGCAAACACAACUAGUCCUAGAGGAAUAAAAAAGGACAAUUUGGGUUUUUUAUCUGUGAACUUUACAAGGCUCAUACAUACUGGUGAACAUGAAGAUGACGAGCCAUAUAUUAAAGCUUCUGAAGCCCAGAUGGUAUAUUAUGUGGAUGAUGAGAAAGAAAAAGGAUGGUGCAUACCAAUUCACUUGAAGCCAAGAGAUUUGUAUAACAUGAGUGGAGAUAAUAUGGGUGAAGAUGACGAAAUUACAGUAUCCAAUGAUAAUUAUCCACCACAAGACUUAGAGUCUCUUUUUCCAUAUGAAAAUACAAAUAUAAAAUUGGCGAGAAUAGUUGUAGAUGAUGAUCUUCCAAUAAUCAAUGAAAACUAUGAUGAGAAUGAGGAUAUGCUUGUGUAAAAGACAUUGAAGUUUUUCAGAAGUUACUAAAUACAUUUUCAAAGCAUUUAAAUAUUUUUUCUUGUUUGGCAAUUAUGAGGACUGUUGGGAGAAUUCCUUAGGAGGAUCUAGAAUUAUUUUUGAAUUAUGCAAAUUGCUAUGCUAGAGAUGGAAAAGCUAAUUAGCUGAACUUUAGUCCAAGAUUUCUCUCUCUAUCUUAAGUCUAUCCUUGUAAAACCUUGUUGUUUUGUUUGG